AUGUCUUUCACUACCCAAACCGACGCCACGAUAAGUCCGCGGUGUCCGAGAGGAGACGCCGCUUCAAGUUUUGAAUGCCUUCAAAAUUUACUUGACGACGUGCCAAGAGCAGCAGCUAGUAUUAACCAGGUCGAUCUCGCAGCAGUCGCCCGGCGCCUGCAGUACACAAAUGCUAACGCUAACGCCAGAAGCGUCGGUAACCGCUCCCGCGCCUCCUGCAACAAGCACCGUUUUACCGGCCUCGAGUGCACCAUAGCCAGUCCCAACAUUAGCACCGAGAAGAGGAAGGCCAUCGGCAACGAAACUACAAAUACUAUGAGAAAAUUGGCCCUAGGGCUAGAACUAUGGUCAAUGAUAUGGCUCAGGUUACUGGUGCCAAGAGGAUAUCGAUUUGGUCUUGCUUUUGCUUCCUCGUGGGACCUGGGUGUGUAA
Molecule: messenger RNA, 432 nt
Organism: Aspergillus nidulans FGSC A4
Lineage: Eukaryota; Fungi; Ascomycota; Eurotiomycetes; Eurotiales; Aspergillaceae
Exons: 4
Coding region: 1-432 (143 amino acids)
Source: RefSeq, a predicted model, not a curated record